Messenger RNA from Saxophila tyrrhenica, 663 nucleotides. RefSeq lists its product as uncharacterized. Bases 1 to 663 code for a protein of 220 amino acids. NCBI's taxonomy places the organism in Eukaryota, Fungi, Ascomycota, Dothideomycetes, Mycosphaerellales, Extremaceae. The record is from RefSeq and is a predicted model, not a curated record. The transcript has 3 exons.
AUGAAGAACCUACAAGGGAUGGUGUGGGAGAUUGGUGGGGCGUUUGCGUUUGUGGGAGUGCGCAAGAAACCCUCGGGAGGGAUGGAGAAGGAAGGCUUGGAUGAAUGUGUUUGGGUUUCAUUUCACAACGAAUUUUACGACAUCUACGAUCUACGACAUCUACGAAGAGCGGCAAACGCGAAUCAUCAGAGAAGGGGCUGGCAGCGGAGGCGAAGAUCACAAAACAACAUCAGCGUCACAGCAACACCGAGCAGCAAGACAGAGCGAGCGGAGGCGCAUGCAGCACCACAAACGAAGAUCACAAACCAGCCUCAUCACCGAAACACGAAGGCACAACACCCGCGCAAAUGCAUGCCGCACUCACCAGAGACAACGCCGAUCGUCAAGAAAGCCAGCUCGCCAGCACAGCUCAGAUCACAGCCCAGACUCCACGGCCGCAAGAUCACCACCGCCCCUCGACCACAAAACACCGUCGUCGUAGAUCGAACAUACGCUUCGGCAGAUGCAAACCAGCGCAGCAGACACCAACCACACAACUCAUCAACUCCCGCAACCUUCACGACAUCAGCGACCGGCGACUGCCUUUGGGCUCAACAAGAAAACACAUCAAAGAGCCGCACGCCAUCUCUUGCGCCGCCUGCCGAAAGAGCUGUCCCGAGUUGA